Messenger RNA from Pogoniulus pusillus (Red-fronted tinkerbird), 2858 nucleotides. It is a transcript of the gene PDE9A, whose product is annotated as phosphodiesterase 9A. The coding region runs from base 466 to 2001 and encodes 511 amino acids. The transcript has 16 exons. The record is from RefSeq and is a predicted model, not a curated record. Gene Ontology annotation, biological process: cGMP catabolic process; signal transduction. NCBI's taxonomy places the organism in Eukaryota, Metazoa, Chordata, Aves, Piciformes, Lybiidae. Gene Ontology annotation, molecular function: 3',5'-cyclic-GMP phosphodiesterase activity.
GCUGCCAUGUUCCCCUGCACCUGCUUUCUGUCCAGACCUGCUCGAGAUGGGGCUGCCAGGAGGGAGGGCAAAAUGGCUCCUUGCUCCGUGAUGCCCCAGCAAAGCUCCCUGCCGAGCUUGGCAGGGGCCAGCAGACAAGGAGCCAAAGUCCCUGUGCUCACAGCAAGCACAAGAAUGAACCAUGGAAAGCCCAGGAAGGUCUGAUCUGGCUUGUCCCCUGCAUGGCAUUGCCUUGCUGCAGCAUCUAAUAGAGAAGGGGGUUCUAAUUUUCAUUUCUCAUCUCUAAAAUGCCCCAUGUAUUGAGCAAAAACCUGACUUGCUACACACCUGCAUUUGCAAAUGGUGCACAGUCGAGGUGGCAGCAUGGGAUGAGCUGACAAGAGCAUUGCUGUUGGCUUUUGGGUUGCUGCAGGCAGGAGCGGGAUACUGUCAGGAAGGUGCAGAGAUUGCGGCUGCGCAUGCCACAUGCAGCAGGAUACCUUUUUUGUGGAGCGAAUCGCAGCAGAACAAAUGAAGCAACAGAGAGAAAAGGUAGCUGCGUGCACCUGGUGUAUCAGCCCUGCCCAGAGUGUUUAUAGGAAACUUGUCAGUCUCUGGCAUGCUACAGCCACUGUCAGAGAGCUGAGCAGCAUCGAAGGGAAAGGACACGGGUUGCUCUGCUUAUUUUCACUGUUGGACUCGGGUACCAUCCCAGGUGCUGCGCACGAGAAAGAAGAACUAUUCCAGAAUUUACUGGGUCAGAUUGCUGAACAGUUCUCAAGGGUUUUUAAAAUCAACGAGCUGAAAACAGAAGUAGCUAACCACUUGGCCAUGCUGGAGAAGAAGGUGGAACUGGAAGGCCUCAAAGUAGUGGAGAUUGAGAAAUGCAAGAGCGACAUUAAAAAGAUGAGGGAGGAAAUGGCAGCAAGAAACAGCAGGACUAACUGUCCCUGCAAGUACAGCUUUUUGGAUGAAAACAAGAGGCUAACUCCCUGGCGUGAUGUACCAUCCUAUCCAAAGUACAUGCUGUCCCAGGAGACCAUAGAAGCACUUCGGAAACCGACCUUUGACGUCUGGCUGUGGGAGCCCAAUGAGAUGCUGAGCUGUUUGGAACAUAUGUACCAUGAUCUUGGGUUGGUAAAAGACUUCAACAUCAAUCCUAUCACGUUAAAGAGGUGGUUGCUGUGCAUUCAUGACAAUUAUAGAAACAACCCCUUUCAUAAUUUCCGGCACUGCUUCUGCGUGACCCAGAUGAUGUACAGCAUGAUCUCACUCUGCAACCUCCAGGAGAAAUUUUCUCAAAUUGACAUUUUGAUUCUCAUGACUGCAGCAGUAUGCCAUGACUUGGACCAUCCAGGCUACAACAAUACCUACCAGAUAAAUGCGCGAACUGAGCUUGCGGUACGCUACAACGACAUCUCCCCACUGGAGAACCACCACUGUGCUGUGGCUUUCCAGAUCAUUUCUCAGCCAGAAUACAACAUUUUCUCCAACGUUAACCAGGACCAGUUCAAACAGAUAAGACAGGGGAUAAUUACGUUAAUCCUGGCUACAGACAUGGCGAGACAUGCAGAAAUACUGGACUCUUUCAAGGAAAAAAUGGAAAAUUUUGAUUACUCAAAUGAAGAGCACUUGACCUGUCUGAAGAUGGUGCUGAUAAAAUGCUGUGAUAUCUCCAACGAAGUCCGCCCAAUGGAAAUAGCAGAGCCCUGGGUAGAUUGCUUACUAGAGGAAUACUUCAUGCAGAGCGACCGAGAAAAAUCUGAAGGGCUUCCUGUGGCACCGUUCAUGGACCGUGAUAAAGUGACCAAGCCCACAGCACAGAUUGGCUUCCUGAAGUUUGUUCUCAUCCCCAUGUUCGAAACAGUAACAAAGCUGUUCCCAGAAGUGGAGGAGGUGAUGCUCCAGCCCCUUUGGGAAUCCAGGGAUCGCUAUGAGGAAUUAAAACAGAUAGAUGAUGCUAUGCAAGAGCUGCAGAAAAAGAAAAGUGAAAGUUUGACCACCAGCAGUACCGAAAAGUGAGAUGAAAAAGCCUGUGAGAAAGCAAGCCCUAAGGUUAUUCUGGUUUAGAGAAAUGCUGCAUUUGCCAAACAGACAUGGUGGCUACAUCAAAAUCCAGCUGGGACCAUAUAUCUGGAGAGGUGGCAUACAUGAACCCUGCCUGCCUGUCUGCCUGCCAGGGUGCCUUGUUUACAGCUUGCAGCCUGCUCGCACUGUCACUGCUGAUGUUGGGCACCAAGGGCUCUCUGGUGUGCCCCGCCGCAGCCCCCCCAGCAGGACUUCCAUUGCAGACUUUGCACAGGCUGCAGCACAUCUCAGACCUUCAGUAGAUUUGCCUUUUUUGUGACCACACUGACUGCAGUCUGCAGAGACAAAGUAGAGUUUAGCUAAGAAGCUUUUUCUGGAAAACGAUCCACUGGCAUCUACAAAUGAAAGGAAAAGCUGUUUUAGUCAAAAUACUAUCUACGUGUGUACAACAGUAUGCUAACUACAGCAUAGCUUAACAGAUGCUUCUGUUCUGACAGGGCUCCUGGCAUACAUUUUGGUUUGCCUAGUAGGCCCUAAUGACACAUUUCUCUGUAUUAUCUCUGAAUUUUAUAGUGUUCGAGUGCAUUCAAAAGCAUAGUGGAUGCAAUUUUUUUGUUUGUUUGUUUGCUUCCUACACUAGAAGAAAUUUGAACAAACCUUAAUGAGUUUGCAGUUCUGCUUUGUGGCCUGGCACAGCAAAGAAAGGAGCACAAAGCUGAAACCACUGUGCAAGCAUAUUUUCAUCCUGGUGGAUGCAAAAAAAAAAAGCAACAAUGAGAAAAAUAUGUACAGAUUUUUUUUUUUUUUUACUUUUAAACUGACCUGCUAAAUAAUAUAUUCUUCUACAGAAA